Molecule: messenger RNA, 3063 nt
Organism: Lagenorhynchus albirostris (white-beaked dolphin)
Lineage: Eukaryota; Metazoa; Chordata; Mammalia; Artiodactyla; Delphinidae
Gene: MIMS1
Product: family with sequence similarity 210 member A
Exons: 4
Coding region: 440-1258 (272 amino acids)
Cellular component (GO): mitochondrion
Source: RefSeq, a predicted model, not a curated record
UCGAGGCCUCUGGGGGCGGGGCCGGGCAGUCGGCUGGGCCUCCUCAACGUUGUACGCGGCGGUGAGCGCCCCCGGGGCGGACAGAGGUCACCCCGCCCUUCGCUGUGCGCCGGUGUCCUGCAAACCCUGUCUGUGGAGCGGUUUUCCAGCCUCCGCUCUGCCACCUUCACCCUUUGCUCUGCCUUUACUUGGACGCCGGCCGGGAGGGGCCUGAGAGCCCCCGCGCUCGGACUUGAUUCGGAAACGCGCGGCGCCCUACUUCUCCCCGGGGACCGCGUGUCGCUCCCUACCGCCGCAUUCGGGAGGUUCAGCCAGACUUCUCUCGAGAGGGCCGUUCUCAUCUGUCAGACUCUGAAGGAAGGGGCAGCCCACACCUGUUUAGGAGAAACACCUUCCUGUCUCUAUAGAAGCUGAAAUCCAUCAAGCUCCGUUCUUCAGAAUGCAAUGGAACGUACCAAAGACUGUAUUCCGACUGGCACAUAGGACAUGCAUGGAACCAGAUAAAGCUGGUCUUUUGGGACACUGUCAAAACAUGAAGGGACCAUUACUUUUGUAUACCUCAGAAUCCAGAGUGGUUUGGGUACAGGGCCCUCAGAAACGAUGGCUGCACUUACCUGCUGCCCAGUGUGUUGCAAAGGAAAGGAAGCCAUUCAUUGCUCACCCACCCCAACCAGGGAUCCUUCAUAAACAGUGGGAGCAGGAUAUCUUAUCCAAGAGGGUUCUGUCAUCCAGUGCUACAUCCCCAGGAACUCCCUCUGAAAAAAAGGAAGAACCUGAUCCUUUACAAGACAGAUCAAUUAGUCUUUAUCAACGAUUUAAGAAAACAUUUAGACAAUAUGGAAAAGUUUUGAUUCCAGUGCAUCUAAUAACUUCUGGUGUCUGGUUUGGAACGUUUUAUUAUGCAGCCAUAAAAGGAGUGAAUGUCGUUCCUUUUCUAGAACUUAUUGGGUUACCUGACAGCGUAGUAAACAUUCUGAAAAAUUCCCAGAGUGGAAAUGCACUGACAGCAUAUGCCCUGUUUAAGAUUGCAACGCCCGCGCGGUACACUGUGACCCUGGGGGGGACCUCCUUCACUGUGAAGUAUCUGCGCAGCCGUGGCUAUAUGUCGACACCACCCCCUGUGAAGGAGUAUCUGCAGGACAGGAUGGAGGAGACAAAGGAGCUCCUCACAGAGAAAAUGGAGGAGACAAAGGACAGACUUACUGAAAAACUGCAAGAAACCAAAGGAAAGGUUUCUUUUAAGAAAAAAGUGGAAUAGGGUGCCUUAUAUACCAGGUUAUAGACAGUUCCUGCACUUUAACCCUUGGGGACUGGACAAAGGUACAUGCUCUUGAUUAUAUUUUUGGUUAGCAGCCUAAAUAUAGCAGUUCUCUGAGGGUUAAAGAACUAAGAUAACUUUUUAAAGUUGAACAUCACUAGAAAAAUCAGUGUUUUUUGAAAAGAAAAAAUGAACCCAGUAUAAGAAUUUCAUGUCAGUAGCAGCGUUAAGCAGUGGUCCAUGUCUUCAGUCAUCCUUGCUUUGUGUUUAGAUAGCUGCUGACUCCUUGAAUAGCUGGUGCGGCCCUACACAGAUUUAACACUAGGUCUUCAUCUUUUUUGUUAUUUGAGGUUUUAACGAUAUUCACUUCUCAAUGUGGAGACAAACUGUUAUCAUCAGAACUGCCUGUGAAUAAGAGGAUAUUUAGUCUUUCUCUAAAGAUAGUAUAUAACGGUUACAUACCAGUUAAAAUGUAGACUUCAUAUAAAGAAAGCUGAAUGAAAAUUGGGUCAUAUAUAUGUAAAUAAGAUGUAUUGGUUAUAUGUAAAUGAAAAAUUGACCCUUUAAAAAUGAUUUUUACCUGAAGCUUGCCAUAAUCAAAUUUUUUAAGCAAAUCUGUGCGGUCAUAGCACUUUCUCACCUAGAAUGUAAAACUGUUAUUCCUGCAUCAUGUCCUCUCCAACUGAUCUCUCAGAGGAAAAGGGAAAAUCAUCACACCUUAAGUUUAUGGUGGAGAUCAGAUACGCUUAGCAGUGCCUGCAGCUGUGGUUCUCGGCAGUGCAGGUUUGGGAGGAUGGGACCUGCCUGUCCCUGCCACCUGGUCUCCACCAGCCAGAGUCGGUCUUGAUUCCAUUAUGCAGUAAAAUUUUAAGAUUGUAGGCUGCUGUUUUCCUCUUGCAUUGAAACAUCCUUACUUGAGCAUUUUACUUGAAUUUUUUAAAUAGCAAACUGUCAUUAAAACCUGCUUGGAAUGAAAUUCAGUUGUUUUCAGAUGUGAAAGUUGCCACAAUUUGUGUGGGUGUGUUUGAGGAUGUGUUUGUGUGUUUCCUUUUGCUCUAACUGCCUUUACUUCAGUUCUAACCUUUGAGUUGAAAGAGGGAACGGCCUCCUUCUAGAUUGUCUUUGUUGUGAGUGAUCUGAUAAGGCCGCAGGCAUCACUGCUGUGAGGCAGGGUUUCCGUAUUAAAUACUGAGUUUGGCCAAAUUUAGAGAAUACUUUAAAGGGAAAAAAAUGUUUGCAUUUGAUAUGUCUCAUCAUUAUAUUGGCUGUGCUGUGCUUGGACUCUUCUUUGUGGGGGUGGGUAGAGUGGUGAGGGGGCAGGGCUCACUCUGCCACAUGCAGGCCCGAUCAGGCAGGAUGGUUUGUCUCCUGAUACAGAUCAAACGUGUGAUUUCAAAUUGACAGCACAUUUUCAAAUUCAAAAACAGUGAACAUGUUUUAGCUUGUUUAUUAAAUAAUUCACAUUUUUGCAUAUAUUAAAUGCUAAGAUGGAUAUUAACAAAUUUCUUGUUUGUUUAUUUUUAACCACUGAGACUGCUCGGUUUAAAAUCAUGUGUUAUAUGAAACUUUCUUUUUACUUUUCACAUUGCAUAGGGCGUGUUUUCCAAUGAGGAUAAAUUGUGGGUCUUAGAAGCACUAAUAACCCUGAGUUUCCACCUUUGGUUCAGCCUGUUUGAGAUUUGUUGCCAUCCAGUUUCAUAAUUGUGUUGUGUUUGUCCAGUUACAGAAAGUGAGAUAAUAGGGAGUGCUUUGAAAUUCUCUAGUAAAACAUUCUCUGAAGGUGUAAGAAGUUCUCUUGUCAUUAU